CAGCCCCAUCCUCCCGCCAGUCUAUGGAGCGCCUCGCUCUGCUCAGGCGGGAUGGACAGAGACAAAACCGAGUCGGAUCCAUCCCAUCACCGGAAUGGUCUCGUUGGAUUACUCUAUGGGGAGUUCACAGACAUUCAUAAUGGAAAAGUCAGGUGUUCAGUUAGUUUGACUGAUCAUGCCCUCACAGUUCAGAAGAUCACUUCUUUGCCUGGACAGGGCAAGGUGUUUUUUGACUUGGCUGACUGUAUUGGUUGUCGUGCAUUCAGAGCAGAGGACAAUGCUGACCACUCGGCUUACUUUUCUGCGUAUUUUUAUCCGUUUAAAAGAAAUGGAUGGUUGAGUUCUGCAACGUCCCGGCAACGGCUAGAGCAAUGCUUUGGUGUUGCGCUCGCUCAGGACCCUCGCGCAAAUCUUGAAGAGGCUGAACGCUGGGCUCGUGCAAUUAGGGAUGCUUCAUUUCGUCACUUACCCCGGUGCGAGGGUGUGGCGUAUUCUGAGGUGUCUCUGCCAGGUGUGGCGUACUCUGAGGUGCGUCGUCCCUGUCGCCUCAUGCUGCUGGUGAACCCCAACAGUGGGCGGGGCCAGGCGAUGUACCUCUUCACGACCCACAUCCAGCGCAUGCUCACCGAGGCCGACGUCCUACACACACUGGUCAUCACCGAGCAUCAGAAUCAUGCCAGGGAGUUGGUGCGCGAGGCGGAUCUGACUCAGUGGGACGCCCUGGUGAUCCUGUCAGGAGACGGGCUGCUGUUUGAGGUGGUGAACGGGCUGAUGGAGAGGGAGGACUGGGAGGAGGCCAUCCAGACCCCGCUGGGCAUCCUGCCUGGGGGCUCCGGCAACGCCCUGGCCGCCUCCGUCAGCCAUUACUCUGGGUCCCCUGCCCUGUUUGGGGAGGAGCUGCUGGUCAGCUGUGGCCUGGUGCUGUGUAAGGGCCUGGUGUCUCCUCUGGACCUGGUGUCGGUGCACCUGGGCUCGGGUUCGAGCUCGAGCUCAGGCCCUCGUCAUCGUCGCCUCUUCUCCUUCCUGUCGCUGGCCUGGGGCUUCGUGGCCGACGUGGACAUCGAGAGCGAGCGCUACCGGCAGGCGGGCGCCGUGCGCUUCCUGCUGGGCACGCUGGUGCGGCUGGCGUCGCUCCGUGUCUACCGGGGACGCCUGGCAUACCUUCCUGCGGUGCCACAGGAGGAGGCACGGGUCACAGAGGAAGACGAACCAACUACCAGGUGCGGAGAAGCACAAGCACAAGCACAAGUCUCAUGCUCCUCACCCACGCACUCCGCUUCCUCCUCUUCCCGCGCCUCCUCUGCGGCCUCCUCUCCCAUGACCUCCCCGCCCGACUCCCCCAACGCCUCCUUCUGCUCCUCUAUGUCGUGCGGACCGACGGAGCGCUCCCUAACGCCGCGGGACCCCUCGACGCCCCGCGACACCCAACCUGCGGGAUUAGAACUCGGAAAGGAACACUCGGACUCGAAUUCACGUCUUCACCUCAACCACAACACCACAGACACAGCACCAUCACCCGACAACAACACUAUGCACAACGCCUCCAACAACGCUAUCAAACUUCUCCUCCAGCCUGGAUCCCCGUCACCACCACCACCAGACCCACAUCCAAUCAAGGGACCGCCGGACACCCUCCUCCCCCCGUUAGAGCACCCGGUCCCGUGCAGUUGGACGCGCGUCCCCGAGGAGGGCUUCAUCCUGGUGCUGGCCAUGUGCCAGUCGCACCUGGCCGAGGACCUGAUGGCGGCCCCCGAGGCGCGCAGCCAGGACGGCUGCAUCCACCUGUACUACGUGCUGGAGGGGGUGUCGCGCGCCACGCUGCUGCGACUCUUCCUGGCCAUGGAGAAGGGCGGUCACAUGGCCUACGGCUGCCCGCAGCUGGUCCACCGGCGAGUGCGCGCUCUCCGACUGGAGCCCCUGUCCGACCCCCCGGGGGUCAUCACCGUGGACGGGGAGCAGGUGGACUGUGGCGGAGCCAUGCAAGCACAGAUACACCCGGGGCUGGGUAGGCUGGUGACUGGGUGAUGGGGGGAGAGCGGGGAUAGGUAGUGUAUGGGGUUGGUCUUGUUUCACAUCUUUGGGUGCAAGUUUGAAAUACUUUAAAACUUAAAAAGCACAUGGGAAGAGGUCUGGGCAGGUUGUUGACAGGCUGAUGGGGGAAGUGUAAGGGGUUUGUGUGUGAAUGAGUAAGGGGGAAAGGUCACGUUUUGUAGUCUUGGUGCAUCGGGAAAAGAAAGGGGGAUGCAAAGCAAUUGACUUUGUAUGGAGUCGCUGACGACAGAAGAGACAUUAACACUUUGGGCGACGAGAGGCGAUUUGAGCGACUUAAGCGACAGUUUGUAGUUGGACUUCAGCGACUAUUAUGCAAAUGAGCUAUGAUGCAGUUCAGUGACAGUCACUACACACGGCCAAUUGGAAUGUCAGAAUGCUUGCAUUCUGCUUUUAACCGUCAUACUCUGUCGCUUCUAUCGCUCGUAUCGUUCUUGCUACACAGUCCAGCCAUUCUCUGUUGCUUAAUCUCGUCGCCGUUGGUGUGUUCCCCCCGGGUUAUCCUCUUCAGGUUCAUCUUUGGGUGAGUUUGAUUUGGUUAAAGGACUUGAACCCCUGAAGUACAUAUUUGGUUGAGAGUUUGAUGACGUCUAUAAAGCACACUGGAGAAGAGAUACAAAAGGGUUGGGCAGGCUGGUGACUGGGUGUUGGGUGGAGGGCGGUGUAUGGGGCUGGAGAAUCAGAGAAGAGGAGGAGGUUGAUCAAAUUUUGUACUCGUAAGAUAUAUUUUCGGGUGUGAGUUUGAUUUCAUUUGAAACACAGGAAGAGGUCUGGUCAGAUUUUUGCCUGGAUGACGGAUUUUGAGUGGAAUCAGAGAAGAGGAAAGCUCAUCUCUUAAACGAAGUGCAUCUUUGCUGCUCGAAGUCUAAAGCACACUGGAAGAAAAAAAGACAUGUUAUCUUUUUUUGUCAGUUGAACUUACUGUAUCAUGGCAACAAAGACAGAUACAUACUGUAGCUUUAGUCUCUAGGUCAUGUGAUAGGUCAAGCUUGACUGUUUUUUUUAAUCCAGUUUGCACUGCUGAAAGUCAUCGUGGGACGUCUCCGUUAGAAGGUGAUUACAAGAGCACUUUACAAAGGCAAAGGCUUCAGUCAUUGCCCCAUGAUGUACAAUAAUAUAUAGAAGUGCCAAUGUCUGUCAGACAUGUACUGUGUGUUGUUUUUAUUGCUACUGAAAAGAAGUGCAAAGACAUUCCAUUCCUGAUCUUUUCUACUGUGGGGAAAGGGACAUACAGUGGUCCUGGUUUUAAGUUUUAUGUGGUCUGUAGUUUUUAAUGGGUUCUGUAGUUUUUAAUGGGUUCCCGCUUCUCUCAUGGGGUCACGCAGUGAAAUAAUUAUUCGGGGCAUGGGCUGUUGGUGUGUGUGUGUGUGUGUGUGUGUGUGUGUGUGUGUGUGUGUGUGUGUGUGUGUGUGUGUGUGUGUGUGUGUGUGUGUGUGUGUGUGUGUGUGUGUGUGUGUGUGUGUGUGUGUGUGUGUGUGUGUGUGUGCCUGUGCCUGUGUGUUAGUAGAAGGUCAUAGCAAUACAUUAGAGUGCUUUCUGGCCUGAGUGGACAAGCAUGUUCAGUUCAGAGAGCUGGGUUCUCUCCCUGUCGUCCUUUGGGGGGGAAGGGCCACUGACAGCAAGCACGAAGACCAAACCCACCCACACGACCACACCACACCACAUCUCUCACUGCUCUCCUCUGGGCAGCCUGGGCACACACUACUCAAACCCCUUACUGUACACACAUACAGUAGACAAACAGUCUCUCUCUCUCUUUCUCUCUCUC
Engraulis encrasicolus (European anchovy) is the source of this 3817-nucleotide messenger RNA. RefSeq names its product sphingosine kinase 1-like. Gene Ontology annotation, biological process: phosphorylation; negative regulation of apoptotic process; sphingosine biosynthetic process. The record is from RefSeq and is a predicted model, not a curated record. The transcript is spliced from 5 exons. NCBI's taxonomy places the organism in Eukaryota, Metazoa, Chordata, Actinopteri, Clupeiformes, Engraulidae. Gene Ontology annotation, cellular component: membrane; intracellular membrane-bounded organelle; cytoplasm. The coding region runs from base 52 to 2025 and encodes 657 amino acids.